Molecule: messenger RNA, 6972 nt
Organism: Anguilla rostrata (American eel)
Lineage: Eukaryota; Metazoa; Chordata; Actinopteri; Anguilliformes; Anguillidae
Gene: cdk12
Product: cyclin dependent kinase 12
Biological process (GO): protein phosphorylation; positive regulation of transcription elongation by RNA polymerase II
Cellular component (GO): cyclin/CDK positive transcription elongation factor complex; nucleus
Molecular function (GO): RNA polymerase II CTD heptapeptide repeat kinase activity; cyclin binding; ATP binding
Source: RefSeq, a predicted model, not a curated record
UCAAACCACCACUUUUCAUGAUUGUGAAACUUUCACUACAAUGGAGUUAAAUUCCGGAGCCCCUGCAGGUUGCGGGUUGGUAUUGCAGCGCGCCAAGAACAGAGGGCGGGGCGUCACACUGGAAAGGCUGUUGCUGAGUUACCGGGAAGACUGACAGCGACCGAGACUUCCGGCAUGGGCAUUGGAGAGAGCGAGAAGGGAACAGAAGCUGAAGCUCAUAGCAGGAGCCACAAUGGCGACUGUGCUCUCCUAACAACAGGGGCAGUGGGUGUUCUUAUAUCCGCAAACAUCGCCCUAAAUACAGGCCUGGUUGAUAUCCAGGGCCACUAAAAAUAAACUGGAUCAUCUUUUGCACAUGAAUAUAGUAUAAUUUCUGACCAAUACAAAAUAUAAAGAGAUAAAAUUGUAUAUUAAACGAACAUGUAAACAGAACCAACCGGGUCAAGUUUUCAUUUUCAGUUCUGCGAAACAAUAUUGCCCAUUCAUCAUGGACUAUACUUGUUUCCGAACUCAGACCGUAAACUGAAGGAAUUAAACACCUUCCCUAAAGCCUGGCACCGGGCUAAAGGUAGCUAAAAGAAAACAGUAUUUUUUCCUGUUCGUUUUUACGAAACUCUGCUAGCUACACCGCACGAACUGGCUAACCAAACAAACGGGGAAACCGAGCACAAUGCUCCGACUUAUUGUUUGAGCUUUUGUAAUCGGCUGUUAAAUUUAGUUAUAUGUUCGACCGUUCAUCAGAAAUCGUAUUUUUGUUUCUAUCUUCAUAUUUUUUUCCUCUGAAACGCAAAGGCAUGCAGCUGACCUGACUGGAAUUAACUCGGAUGAAGCAUAAGGACAGAUAACGUGGGGAGACUUGUUUUGUUUGCUUUAGCUAGCUAGCUACUAAUGUGAACAUUUUCAUGUUAAUUCUGCCGGAUUUUGGAGUACUAUUCUUCCGUUAAUGUAUUGUCUCGGCUACAGAGGCCCGCGUUUGGGAGAAGGACCGCUGCUGACGUGAGGAAUGCCUGGGUCAGACCGACACCAUGGGACCAAGAGAAAGCCGGAUCCCAGCGCCAGCGUUUCACUACUGCCGCAGACGGCGAGCGGUAACAGCGGGGCGUACCCCCCCUUGCUGCCGCCGCACUCUUCUGCGGGUAACAUGACCAGCAAGGACUGCAAGCUCCAGUCAAAGGCCUCCUCGUCUUCCUCGUCGAAGCGCAAACGGCACAAAUCAUCCAAGCACGGACGGGAAGGCUCAUCGCUGGGCCAGGCCUCUGCAUUUGCUACCCAGGACUCCCCGGCGCCUCCUGCUGUCAGCGCCAUCAAGCCGCUGGUCGAGUAUGACGACAUCAGCUCCGACUCCGACACGUUCUCGGACCCGCCAGCUGCCAGGCCCUCUGCAGAUCGGCGAGGAGGGGGGCUGGACAGAUUAAGUUCUGCCGGGGAUUACUGCAGGGACGACGGGGGCGGGGCUGCCGGAAGCAGGGAGGGCCGGGGGCACAAGCACCGGCACCCUCGCAAGAAGUCCAAGGACCCGCACAGGGCAAAGGACUCAGGUGAGGGAGGGGGAGGGGGAGAAGGCGGAGGUGGGACUUCAAAGAAAAAGAGCAACAGGGACAGAGAGAAGGGGAGUUCGGGAAAGAGUAAGGAGAAGGGAACCCCCGCUCCCUGCUUCGCCUCGGGCUCCAGGCGGCAGGGCCAGCAGGAGGGGGAUUUCGGGCCUAAGAGGGGCGAGCUGCCGGGCGGCCUGCAGGUGCAGCCGGAGGCCUCCGUCAGCAGCACGGCCUCCUCGUCCUCCUCCUCCCGCAGCAAGGAGGGGAGCGGCCGCUCGGGGAAGAGCCGCAAGGAGAAGCAGCAGCGCCGAGAGGGGAGGAGCUCCUCGCAACGCGACCGGGGGGAGAAGAGCCACCGCAAGGCCUCCAAGGGCUACAAGGCCAGCCCCAAGGGGAAGGCCUCGUCAUCGUCCCGGGGCAGCCCGCCCCGGGGAGGCAACGACAGCCCCGCCGCGGGCGGCGGCGGCGGCGGGGGCUACGGCCAGGAGGGCCCGGAGGGGGAGGACAGCUACCACCGGCGGCGCCGGGCGGCCCAGCACAGCCCCAGCCCGUACCGGGAGGCGUCGCGCCGCAGCCGCCAGCGGUCCGACAGCCCCUACGGCGGCCGCCAGCGCUCGUCCAGCUACGAGCACGACAGCAGCCCGUACUCCUCCUCCAGGAAGCGCUCAUCCGUCAGUCCCUACGGCAACCGCCGCUCCUCCAGCGCCAGCCCGGUGUCCAGGCGCUCGGCUCGAUCGCGAAGUCGUUCCCCGGUCACCUUCCCCUCCGCCUCGUCCCGCCGGCCCGCGUCGCGCUCCCGCGGCAAGAAGCACUCGUCCGGGGGCGGGGCCGGGGGCGGGGCGUCGCACAGCAGCCGGCCCUCCAGCCGCUCGCCCUCCUCGUCCCGCCUGCCGCUCAACUCCAGCCUGGGGGAGGAGCUCAGCCGCCGCAAGAAGGAGCGGCAGGCCGCCGUGGCCGCGGUGGCCGCCGCCGCCGUCGCCCGGGGCGCCUCCCCCUCCGCCGGCCCCGCCCCCGCCAAACGCCCCGCCCCCCGACCCCCCAAACCGGAGCCCGAGCCCCCCGACAGGGAGCCCGCCCCCCCGGCCUCGGAGCCCCCCCCGCCGCAGGCCGCGGCCUCCGCCGCCGCCCCCCGCUGGACAAUCCCCACCGGGACGGGAAGAGCACCCCCCCGCCCCCUUACCCGCCUUCUCCUCCCGGCUCCGCCGCCGCCCCCACCCAGCCGCCCACUUUCCCUCCCCCCUGCCCCCUCUCCCUUCUGCCCUGCUCCAGCCCCAGCCCCCCCUGCCCGAGCCCAGCCAGCCGGCCUCCAAUCACCCCUGGCCCCUUCCACCUCCUCCCAGCCCAAGUCCCCCGCCGCUCCUCCGGCGCGCAGCCCCGCCCGUCAGCUGCCCCCCAUGAAGACCUCCACCCUGCCCCCCCUGCCUCUGCCGCCUAUGCUGCUGGGAGACUGUCAGGACAGCCCAAAGAAGACGCCUCCCCACAGCAGGUCCCAGAAGAAGGAGAAGGAGGUGCGGACCCGACCCCUCCUGAGCGACCUGCCCUUGCCCCCCACGCUGGCCGGGGGAGACCCCUCCCCCCCUCAGUCCCCCGUGCACAGGGCCCCGCCCCCACCGCAGUCCAUCUACAAGAAGAGACCAAAGUUUUGCUGCCCGCGCUACGGGGAGCGCAAGCAGACGCAGAGCGACUGGGGCAAGCGCUGCGUGGACAAGUUCGACAUCAUCGGCAUCAUCGGAGAGGGCACCUACGGCCAGGUGUACAAAGCCAAGGACAAAGACACAGGUGAGCUGGUGGCCCUGAAGAAGGUGCGGCUGGACAACGAGAAGGAGGGCUUCCCCAUCACCGCCAUCCGCGAGAUCAAGAUCCUGCGGCAGCUCAACCACCGCAGCGUGGUCAACAUGAAGGAGAUCGUCACCGACAAGCAGGACGCCCUCGACUUCAAGAAGGACAAAGGCGCGUUCUACCUGGUGUUUGAGUACAUGGACCAUGACCUGAUGGGGCUCCUGGAGUCGGGCCUGGUCCAGUUUUCCCAUGAGCACGUGCGCAGCUUCAUGCGACAGCUGAUGGAGGGCCUGGACUACUGUCACAAGAAGAACUUCCUGCACAGGGACAUCAAGUGCUCCAACAUCCUGCUCAACAAUAGUGGACAUAUCAAGCUUGCGGACUUUGGCCUGGCCCGGCUGUACAACUCCGAGGAGAGGUAUCGUCUUUCCAGGUGCAUUCUGGGGGAACUCUUUACCAAGAAGCCAAUCUUCCAGGCCAAUCAGGAAUUGUUACAGCUGGAACUCAUUAGUCGGCUUUGUGGAAGCCCCUGCCCGGCCGCGUGGCCUGACGUCAUCAAGCUGCCGUACUUCAACACCAUGAAGCCCAAGAAGCAGUACCGCCGCCGCCUGAGGGAGGAGUUUGCCUUUCUGCCCUCCCACGCUCUGGACCUGCUGGACCGCAUGCUGACCCUUGACCCCGCGCGACGCUGCACCGCGGAGCAGGCUCUCCACAGCGACUUCCUGAGGGACGUGGAGCCCAGCAAGAUGGCCCCGCCCGACCUCCCUCACUGGCAGGACUGCCACGAGCUCUGGAGCAAGAGGCGUCGCCGCCAGCGCCUGAGCGGGCUGCCCGAGGAUGUGCCUGUGCCCAAAGUGCCCCGCAAGGACCCCACCGGGGCCCCCAGCAGCGACAACAGUCGCCCCCACGCCAGCCCGGCGGGGGCGCCCCCGCCGCCGCCGCCGCCCGGACGCCCGCCCCCCUCCGCCCUGCCGACCAAUGAGCUGGCAGGUCUGGGGGCGGCGGCGGAGCAGCUGAACCAGAGCGAGCUGGCCGUGCUGCUCAACCUGCUGCAGCGGCAGAGCGACAUCAGCCUGCCCCAGAUGGCCCAGCUGCUGAGCGUGGCCACCAACCCCGAGAGCCAGCGGCAGCUGGAGACGCUCAGCCAGUCGCUGUCCGCGCUCAGCGAGGCCUCCAACCCGCCGGCGCCGGAGGAGGAGGAGGACGAGGAGGCGGAGGAGGGGCCGGGGGAGGGGCCGGCCCGCCCGCCCCCCGAGCCCCCCGCCGAGCCCCAGCUCAGCCAGGAGGACCAGGCCAGCAUCCUGGCCCUGCUCCUGGGCCAGCUGAUCAAGCCGCCCGCCGAAGGGGCGGAGCAAGGCGACGAGAGCAACGGCGUCCAAUCGGAAGAGCCGGUCCCCCGAGGCCCCGCCUCCGCCGGCGACCGCAAGGGCAAGUCUGAGUUCAAAUGCAUACAUAUUGUGAGAGGGGUCCAUGUGUGUGUGUCUGACCUGUGUUUCUCUGCGCUUUCUCCCUCAGACGGUGCGGUCGGGCGGAGGAAGGCAGCUGUGAGCCAGGCACUCCAGCCUCCGGAGAGACGCCCCCCCUCCCCACCGGGGUCCCCUCCAGCGUCGGCCCCCUGCCCCCCCCAGCAGCAGCCGGUCCCUGAGCCCCACCUCACCCAGGACAUCAGCCCCGCCAUGGCUGCCGCCCUCCUCCAGCUCAUAUCCCAGCAGGAGGCGGAGCCUCGGGCCCAGGGGGAGGAGCCCCAGCAGGGCGGGAACGAGGACGCGGCUGAGGACUCUGGCGCGCUGGAGUCCUCCGACCAGCAGGGGGCGGCAGGUGGCGGCCCCCCUUCCUGGACCCAGCCCACGGACUCCCCAAAAACACAGACCCCGCAAAACGACCCCAAACCCACGCACGGCACCGGCCCCCAGUUCCCGCGGGAUCAGGACUUCCGCUUCUCCCACGGGCCCCCCAGUGAACCGGGGACCCCAGGCUACACUAGCACAGAGGCCUGGAGCCAAGGGGCCGAGCAGCCCCAGGGCAACAGCCAGAGCCAGAGCCAGAGCCAGGGCCAAGGAUCCAACAGGGCCAAAGGUCCUCCCUACUGACUCGCUGUAGACCAGUCAGUAGGGCAAAGCAGCUCCCCCUGUCUGUGGAGUGCAGAAAUGCAGGAAGGCAGCGGAAAACCGUACCUGCGUCUCGAUGGGAAUGUGUGGCAAUUAGGGUGGGUGUUGGGGAGGGGGGUGGACUGUGGAGGAGACCAGAGACCAGAGAUGUGUAUGCUUAUGCAGGAAGGUCUAUGACUGCUGAUGUCCCAAGGGAGAAUCUGCUCGAAUAAGCCCCACCCCUUGGCCCAAAAGCCAAUCGGGGGCCGCUUUGGGUCGUGGCUGUAGGCCCCGCCCAUGCCGCUGGUUUCCCAGAAGGCAUAGCGCUAAUAGAACUAGCCCCGUCGCACCACCCUCAUGGUCAGACCGCGUUGAGUGAGAUGCCCCUGGAAUGUAAUCUUCGAUUUUUUUGCACACGGAAUGAAUUUGGAGUCGCAAUUAAUUUCUUAUUUUUCCCCUCGAAAAAACAAAAAAAAAGGCAACCAUUACAAUUCCUCCCCCCCUCCCUUUACUCUUCUGCCUAGAAGGUGUUUCCACUUGUGAGUGAGCCUUACGACACCUUUGCUGGUUCCUGGUUUCCCUUGGGCGUCCGCACGUGCCUCAUAGUGGUGGAAACGGAAUGGUGGACUUACCAGAAACCGGGCGAAGGGGAGCAAAAACCCCUCGAACGGGACAGGUGGAUGGUGAGCGUUUAGAACCUCACAAACCGGGUGAACGAGGCCAUUUCUGAAGCUUUCACCCUGACUGACCUCUGACCUUGACCAUGUGCCUCUGUAGUCACCUAAGCGACCCCUGAAUGACCUUUUCCAAAGGAAAGCAUUUUUUUUUUCAUUUUUUGUUUAUUAACUUUCGUUUCUUUUUCCAGCAGUCGAAAAAUCGACUUGAUAAUUGGGUUUAAAAAAUGGAAAAAUCUCCUUUUAAUAAUUUAAACCCCAUCUUUUUGUUUUUUUUUUGUUUAGUUUAUUUGUUUCGUUUUUGUAUCGGGCCAAAACGUUGCUGCACAUGGUGGUUUGGUCUAAGCUCUACGCGUUGUGUGUCCAUUCCAUGUGUGUGUGUGUGAGACACUUUAUGGAUUUUCACCAGUUUACUGCUCCGACUAUCCUUUGCUGCAGAGGUACCUUGCUUUGUGGAAGCGGUCAUCUUUUCAGGCGGCCCAUCACCUAGAGUACAGAACCGGCAGAUUACAUCGCUGUCUCAUUUCAUGCCGUGGAUUAAUUUUCGCCGACAGCCUCAGGGCCACAAUACAGUAUUACGUAAGACCUCCCACCCUGACGCACAGAGACAGACUUUCGCUUGUCUUUCAUGUAAGCUUUCUCCGUCCCUCUACGGCUGUGAACCCCUUACUCCUCGCUCACGCGCACUCUACACAGUGAACUCAAGGUUUUGUGUGGUUAUUUUCUACUUGAAAGUACUGAAAAUGCUAACAGGUUAACGAGUAAUGUUUUUUUGUUUCGUUUUUUUUCCGCUAUAAAGGGCAGAGAAGGGGAAUCUUGGGUUACCUGUGACCGUAGAGAUAUUUUGUUACAUACAUGUUUACUUCUUUCUGUUUAUUAAAGGAAAUCUGAAGGCCA